Molecule: messenger RNA, 861 nt
Organism: Branchiostoma floridae (Florida lancelet)
Lineage: Eukaryota; Metazoa; Chordata; Leptocardii; Amphioxiformes; Branchiostomatidae
Exons: 3
Coding region: 20-652 (210 amino acids)
Source: RefSeq, a predicted model, not a curated record
CAAAAGGUGAGUACAGUUUAUGUUCUUAAACAAGAAAUCUGAAAGGUUAACAGUCUUCACAACAAAGAAAGUUGCAGGCAAGACACAAACUAAGAUGUCUAACAGAAGACUGCUCACUGUUGCCAUGACGAUCAUGGUUAUCGACACAGUGCUUUGUGCUGGAUGUCGUGAUGAGGGCAACGAACAGAAGGGAGGAGAAAUCAUUGUGGACGAGAAAGGUUUUGAGUUCCUAAAACCGUUCCUGAUGCUCCCAGCAGAAAAGCUUCCUGAUUUGUAUCUAGACAUUCACGAAAGGGCCAUCCCAGCAUGGACCUACCCAACAACACCGACAUAUGAUGGAUUAGAGACACCAAGCGGCAUCGCAGUGCCAGACUGUUCCACCUCAACUUGUGAAGAUGGAACGACGGCCCACCCCCUGUACGCCCCGCGACUCGUGGCCUGUCCCUUUACCGAUGAGAACGGUGUGAGGAAGUACAGCGUUCAGAAGAAACAGUUUGCCGUGGCCUGUACAUGCGUUCACGACAAAGUUGCCAACGCGCCUAGGAAACACGGCAAGAAACGUAGAGGGAGGAGGAGGAGGAAAAACGGGGAGGGGCGAAGAAGAUCUAGAAAGAGACAGGGCAAGAAAGGGCGUGGCAGUAAUCUGGAGUAAAAUAAAAAGAGACUCAAAGUAGUUUAAAAAGUAUCUGUAGGUCAUCUGACUAAAGCACAAUAGAGAAGGUAACAACUGGUACCGGUAACAAAGGGACAUAAUGAUUGAUUGUACAGCAUGUUAGAUCAACUGAUGGGAAGUUUUAAAAAAACAUGGCCAGGACUCUAGGUUUAUAGGAGGACUACUUGUACAGUACAUAACAUGCAUUG